GAAUUCCAAAUGCUGUGUCUUCGUUUACCGCACACCUUUGAAAUUAAUCGGAUCCUAGUUGCCGCUGCGUGGUGGAUGGUUCGUCAGAUUGCUUCUCCAUGGACAAGAGUGGAUCAAACUGAAAGAUUCAAGAAGGUGAAUAGGAUUGCUGAUUAUCUUAGUGUGACAUCAAACGCCGGACACGGAAUCGCUUUUGUUGUUGCUAGUCAAUGCUUCAAUCGACCAUUGAGUUUGAUGCUCAAGGCACACUUUACUGCGAUAGAAUGUCUCGAUUUCUUUCAGCCUUCUAAGAAUCCUUGUUUGCUGGACGAAGCUCUCCAUUUCUGCGAAUUCGUUAGUCAGUAUCGAAGGGUAUCAAUGGCGGCAAUGGAAGAGAGUCCAUUGUAUUGCGAUAAAGGCUGGGAAAAUUCUUUUGCUCAUUCUCAGAAAUCGAUUGAUGGAGAAACAGAUGAUAAGGAACACAAUAAUUUCAAGAAAAUCAGCACUUUCCCACUGAGGCAGAAUAUAUCGUAUGCUGAUGAUAUACCAACAUUUUCCCGACUUGACUCCUGGUUCCAACUCCUCGUCGUCCAAACCGCUAUUCUGGCUUUCGGUAUGCCGCCUUUAAGCGAUGAAAUUCCAGUUAGACCUGUUCAACUUCUUCCUGAUUCGUGGAAUGGAAGCUUCCCAUUUAAACCCCCUCCAUGGACCCAAACCACGUCUGGAUCAACUUCCUAUCGUUCUCUUCAUCGUCGCGGAUUCAUUCGCUGGUUCAUUUAUUCAGCGGCCACUUAUUCAGACGGUCGCCCCACUACUCGAGUACGACUGUUCAACGCAGCCAAGGCAUUGGCCAAUGCGUGGGGUCUGCCUUCAGGAUUUGUACGCAGUCUCACUGUUCUCGCUCUCUACGCCGCCUGGGAAGAUGGAGAUGCGGAGUCGGAAGUUGUCGCUUUUGCUGAUGCCUCUAUCGCCAGUGACCUUUUCUACCUCCUACUUGGGAGAAUUCGGCUUUUAGAUGGAAAGAUGGGUGGGAAAUUAGAUGAGGCUACACCGAGUAUCAUUGGAGGGGUGCCUGAAAAGGAGGCACCGUCUCUGGAAGACCAGGUAAUACGCGCUCGAAGACUUGUGGAGCUCUUGAAGGAUCGCCUAGUCGGAAAGUCUAACCAACGAGUUUUGACUGAAGAAAUUGGAGCACUACUUGAUUGUGUGGAUUGA
Rodentolepis nana is the source of this 1194-nucleotide messenger RNA. Lineage: Eukaryota; Metazoa; Platyhelminthes; Cestoda; Cyclophyllidea; Hymenolepididae. The record is from the annotation of a GenBank genome assembly.